Molecule: messenger RNA, 1826 nt
Organism: Anthonomus grandis grandis
Lineage: Eukaryota; Metazoa; Arthropoda; Insecta; Coleoptera; Curculionidae
Gene: por
Product: protein-serine O-palmitoleoyltransferase porcupine
Exons: 7
Coding region: 210-1634 (474 amino acids)
Biological process (GO): canonical Wnt signaling pathway; Wnt protein secretion; lipid modification
Cellular component (GO): membrane; endoplasmic reticulum
Molecular function (GO): Wnt-protein binding; palmitoleoyltransferase activity
Source: RefSeq, a predicted model, not a curated record
CGAUCGUACGCCAGUUUCACACACAUAUUGUUGACAUAUCACGAAAAGUAAACAAUAAAGUAUAAACAAAUGAAAAAGCAAAUACCAAAUGCCCAACAAACAAACUUCUUCCAAUAGAAAGAAUCAUGUAUAUUGGUAGCUAAAAACCAAAUUCUUUGCUUUUUCUGUAUUUUUAGGAUUUAUAUUAAAAGUAUUAUUUCAAAUUUAAAAUGGAGAAUGCGAUGGAGGACGAUUUAAGUCAUUUUAUUAAGACAGAUUAUAGCCAACCAGCAAUCCUUUACAAUGACUCUCCAGAAUUUUAUCAAGAGACCUUUUUUGAAGUAUGGGAUAACUGUGCUUUUGAAUCAAUUAAAAGUAUUUGCAGCUCUAUUUACAUAUAUGUGAUUCUUAAUUUUCUAAUAGGAAUUACUCUAUCUUUUGGUCCACCAAAAUGGAUUUAUCAUGUUCUAACAGCCAUUUGUGGAACGUACAUGCUUAUCGCCAAUAUCUCAUCCCAAGUAGGUUUACUGAUUGUACUUUCCACCAUAUACUUAUCGUCUAUAAUAAUAAUUUAUCGAAAAUACAACUAUUUAUCUAGAGCUACUGGGAAAAGCAUUCAAGAUAAAGAUGUCAAACCUAAGUAUUUUAAUCCAUCUGUGGUGCAGUCUUGCUUUAUUUUAUUUUUUAUUUUAUGUGAAUAUCUGCUGCUUGAUAGGAAAACGUGGCUGGAAAUCAGAGGAAUUAUGAUGGUAUUUUCUAUGAAACUUAUAUCAUUAGUAACAGACUUGCAACCAGAACAAUUUCCAAGCUUUAUUGAAUACCUCGGAUAUAUGUUUAACUCAGGAAAUGUUUUGUUUGGACCUUGGAUCAGCUUUGAACACUAUACCAUGCUUUUAAAGUAUCCUCCAAAAAAGAAUAUUUAUUGGAUUUGGGCCAUUUUUAAGUCACUCUUUCUUGCUGGCGUAUUUUUGACAGUAUCCAACUGCUGGGCUAACUACCUAAUCGACGAUACACAAGUAAGACUACUUGUGAGUUAUCGAGAAGCAUUAUCCUUCAGAACAAGUCACUAUUUUAUAUGUUAUUUGUCUCAAGCCAUCAUGCUGUCACUAGGAUAUAAAGAUAUUGGCCAUCAUCUUGAUUUUACAUACUGGAAGUUUACUAUCACAAGCUUUACUGAAGUUGAAUUUCCAGGGUCACUAGCUGCUGUGGUUGUAAAUUGGAAUAGACCAAUACAUAUGUUCCUGAAAAAAUAUAUCUACCGAAAAUGGCUACCUCGAGGACGUUUUAUAGCAGUGCUUAUGACUUUUGUAAUAUCGGCAUUAUUCCAUGGCUUAGAGUUAAAAGUUACCGCAGUAUUAAUUAGUUUAGGAUUAUUUUCUUUUAUGCAAAUGAAUGUUAGAGAAUUCCUUGCGUCAACCUUUGAUAUUUGCUGUAAGGUGUACCCUUGUCGAUCUUGCAGUCAUAGGUUAAAAAGGAAUAGCCUGAUUUGUCGGUUGAUACUACUAUUAUUCUCUAUUUAUACAGUGUUAGAUCUUAUUUAUGUAGGUGUCUUAAUGGAUCCUUCAACUGAUGAGGUAGGGAUUUAUACAAAAUGGAGCGACCUUUACUUUUAUAGUUUCUGGUUAAUGUUUCUUAAUUUUUUACUUGUUUUUUAGAUUGAUACAAUUUAAACGGUGUGAUAUUAAUUAAAAGUUUUAUCGGCAUAAUUUACUUAAUCGAGAAUACACUACGCACAAAGAUUAUACAUAAUUUAUUGUUAAACUAUAAGUAUUUAUGAACUUGUAUUAUUUUUCAUGACAUUUUUUUAUAUGUAUACAAUAUCCUAAAUAAAGCAAAAUAAAACAUAA